This is a messenger RNA of Indicator indicator, 3297 nucleotides long. RefSeq names its product potassium voltage-gated channel subfamily H member 4 (gene KCNH4). The transcript has 16 exons. NCBI's taxonomy places the organism in Eukaryota, Metazoa, Chordata, Aves, Piciformes, Indicatoridae. Gene Ontology annotation, cellular component: membrane. Gene Ontology annotation, molecular function: voltage-gated potassium channel activity. The record is from RefSeq and is a predicted model, not a curated record. Gene Ontology annotation, biological process: regulation of membrane potential; potassium ion transmembrane transport.
AUGCCGGUGAUGAAGGGGCUGCUGGCGCCGCAGAACACCUUCCUGGACACCAUCGCCACCCGCUUCGAUGGCACUCACAGCAACUUCAUCCUGGCCAACGCGCAGGUCCACCACGGCUUCCCCAUCGUCUACUGUUCCGAUGGCUUCUGCGACCUCACCGGCUUCGCCCGCACCGAGGUCAUGCAGAAGAACUGCAGCUGCCGCUUCCUGUACGGGGCCGAGACCAGCGAGCCUGUCCUGCAGCGCAUCGAGAAGGUGCUGGAUGGCAGGCAGGAGUACCAGACGGAGGUCUGCUUCUACAAGAAGGGUGGAGCUGCCUUCUGGUGCCUGCUGGACAUCAUGCCCAUCAAGAAUGAGAAGGGAGAGGUGGUGCUCUUCCUUUUCUCCUUCAAGGACAUCACAGAGAGCCGGGGCAGGAGCCACUCGAGUGACAAGAAGGAGGAGAGGCAGAGGAGCAAGAAGCCCGGGAGGUCGCGGCUGCAGGCAGCGCGGAGGCAGGGCCGGAUUGUGCUGCAGCGGCUCAGCAGGCAGUUUGCCCGGAGGGACCGCGGCGAGAUGAAAAUCAACCGUAACGUGUUUGAGAGCAAACCGUCCAUCCCCGAGUACAAAGUGGCCUCAGUGCAGAAGUCUCACUUCAUCCUGCUGCACUACAGCAUCUUCAAAGCCCUCUGGGACUGGCUGAUCCUCCUGGCCACCUUCUACGUGGCUGUCACCGUACCCUACAACGUCUGCUUCACGGGCACAGAGGACAGCCUGGCAGCUGCCCGCACCACCAUCGUCAGUGACAUUGCCGUGGAGAUGCUCUUUAUCCUGGACAUCAUCCUGAACUUCCGGACCACCUACGUGAGCCAGUCGGGGCAGGUGGUCUAUGACCCCCGCUCCAUCUGCAUCCACUACGUGGCUACCUGGUUCUUUGUGGACCUGAUCGCUGCGCUACCCUUUGAUCUGCUCUAUGUCUUCAACGUCACUGUGACGUCGCUGGUUCACCUGCUGAAGACGGUGCGGCUGCUGCGACUGCUGCGGCUGCUGCAGAAGCUGGAUCGGUACUCGCAGUACAGCGCCAUGGUGCUCACUCUCCUCAUGUCUAUGUUUGCACUGCUGGCGCACUGGAUGGCCUGCAUCUGGUAUGUCAUCGGCCGCCAGGAGAUGGAGAGCGGCGACCCCCGCACCUGGGAGAUCGGGUGGCUGCACGAGCUGGGCAAGAGGCUGGAGGCUCCCUACAUCAACAACUCCGUGGGGGGCCCCUCCAUCCGCAGUGCCUACAUCGCCUCCCUCUACUUCACCCUCAGCAGCCUGACCAGUGUGGGCUUCGGCAAUGUCUGCGCCAACACCGACGCUGAGAAGAUCUUCUCCAUCUGCACCAUGCUAAUCGGGGCGCUGAUGCACGCCGUGGUCUUCGGUAACGUCACGGCCAUCAUCCAGCGCAUGUAUUCGCGGCGCUCGCUCUACCACACUCGCAUGAAGGACCUCAAGGACUUCAUCCGCGUCCACCAUCUGCCCCAGCAGCUCAAGCAGAGGAUGCUGGAGUACUUCCAGACCACCUGGUCGGUGAACAACGGCAUCGAUGCCAACGAGCUGCUGCAUGACUUCCCCGACGAGCUGCGAGCGGACGUGGCCAUGCACCUCAACAAGGACAUCCUGCAGCUGCCUAUCUUUGAGACUGCCAGCCGGGGCUGCCUGCGCUCCCUCUCACUCCACAUCAAGACCUCGUUCUGUGCCCCAGGCGAGUACCUGCUGCGCCAGGGCGAUGCGCUGCAGGCCAACUACUUUGUCUGCUCCGGCUCUCUCGAGGUGCUGAAGGACGACGUGGUUCUGGCCAUCCUGGGCAAAGGGGAUUUGAUCGGAGCCGACCUGUGCAGCACAGACCAGGUGAUCAAGACCAAUGCAGAUGUGAAGGCUCUGACCUACUGCGACCUGCAGCACAUCGCGCUGCGGGGGCUCUGCGAGGUGCUGCAGCUCUACCCCGAGUACGCCAGCAAGUUCUCGGCCGACAUCCACCAGGACCUGACCUUCAACCUGCGGGAAGGCAGCGAGAUGGAGGUGGCUGCGUGUCCUCCCCCCAGCCCCUUUCCUGUCCUUGUGACUCGAUAGAAGAGAGCAGGGCUGAGGCUCUGUAUGGCCAUGGGAGUUUGUCCCCUACCUCCCCGCAGUGCCCAGGCUCUGAGGUCAGGGCAGGGGCUGUGACUCUGCCACCCUGGCCAUGCCAGUCCAUCCCAGCCUGGGCUCUGCCGCUACUCCCGGUCACCGCGGCUGUCGCAGGGACCGCAGCCUCGUCCGGAGAGCGGAGCCGCCGCGGAGAAGCCGCUUCCCUCCAUCGUGGAGGACGAGGAGGAGUCGGAUGAGGUCUUCCAGUACUCGCCCGCUGCCGUCUCCCACCGCAAGCUGCUGCUGCCUCAGUUAAGCAGCCCCGCACGCCGCAGCUCCCUGAGCAGCCUCCUGGGCGACGAUCUGUACCAGACCUCAGCUCUGCGGCGCAACCUCCGCUGUCCGUCCCGCUGCAGCCGCGGCCGCAGCCCCUCCCCGCAGUGCCGCAGGGAUGUUCGGCUCCCGGAGCGGGAGGGCAGCACGAGCCGGAGGCCGGCCAAGCUCCUCAUCCCCUCCCUGCACUCCGACGGUCCCCCGGACCUCAGCCCCAGAGUUGUGGAUGGGAUUGAAGACAAUGGGAGGACAUCAGAGCCACAAACCUUCUCCUUCAACGUGGAUGCCUCGUUGCAGAGCACAGCGAGAGACUCCCCCACGUCAGCAGGGACAGAUGCAGAUGGCCCAGCCCUAGCACUGGAAGCAGAGGAGAUAAAGCAGAACAUCAGGAGGCUCAACCAGGAGAUCAACCACCUCAACCAGGAGGUAUCCCACCUCAGCCAGGAGCUGCAGCGUAUGAUGGAGCUGCUCCAAGGCUGCCUGGGCACCCCUCCGCCCUCUGCCUGCUCCCACCGCCUGCCUGUGGUGACCUCGAUGCCCUCUCGGCCCUCGCCACCUUCCGCCCCAGUUCCUCCCUCGCCUCUGCCCAUGCUCCACAGCUCCCACAGCUCCCCCUCUGCCAGCCCCCGCCUCAAACGUUGCCCUGUCCGCAGCCACUCGGCCCACGCCGCUGCCAGCCCUGCCAUGCACCCCUGGGUGGGCGUCGAGGGGCUGUGCCCACUGCGGGGGAUCACCCCCAGCUCGAACUCCCGCCAGGCCUUGGACUCAUCGCCGCCAUCGCUGCCGCCCCGCUCUGCCCACUCCUUUCCCGGCUGCUCGGCCAGCGGCUGGCCCUGCGCCCACUUGCAGCCCUGCUCCAGCUCCUCCAGCUCCCACUGA